CUGGUCAGACUCACUAUUCACCGAGCAGCAAAAUGGCCGACCGUCAAGCAACUGACUUUUCAGCGCUUUAAAAACGAAGAUUCUGCUUGUUAGGUUUACAUUAUCUAUUACAUAUUUAGGUUACAGAUCAGCAGUUAAGAAGGGGUGUUUUCUUUAUUAUCUGUAUAGUUAUUUGCGCUUUGGAUAAGUAUUGUGUUUCACAUAGCCUCGAAUGCCUCAAAAGCUAAAAUUUCGCACUGAAGCACUUUAGCUAGCAGGCUAGCUAGCUAUAUUUCAUAUGUAAUUCCUACGUAAUAGGCUGCCUUUCCCCUCAGAAAGGAGCCACUGGAAAGGGAACAGCAGUUCAUGGAAGACAAGAAAAGGAAGAAAGAAGAUAAAAGGAAAAGGGAAACCUCACAGAAGGUUGCUGAGCAAAAAAACAAAGUGCCAGAAUUGACCAAGCCCCCAUCCGCCCCAUCUCCUGCCACCUCUAACUCGGCGUCCCCCAGCCCUGGCCCGGUCCCCUCGGCAUCCGCCUCCACUGCCACCGCGGCUGCUAGCGGCGCCCCCUCCCAGGGUGGGAACAAUGCUAAGCGGCAGGCGGUGGCCAACGGACAGCCCGCCCCCGGCACCCAGGCCCCCCAGCGUUACAUGCCCCGCGAAGUGCCCCCUCGAUUCCGUUGCCAGCAGGACCACAAAGUGCUACUGAAGAGGGGCCAGCCACCACUGUCCUCCAUGCUGCUGGGGGGAGGCAACAGCGGGGGAGACAGCCCCAGUUCAACAGUAGCUGCUGCAUCAGAUUCCAGCCAGGGCUCUGUGGGUCCCGCUGCUCCCUCACUGCCCCACACUUCAUCCUCCUCAUCAAUCGCUGCUUCUUCUACUACUACUUCUUCAAAUUAUGCAAAUUCCACGUGGGGGGCCAGCUCUGGCAGCCAGCCCCUCUCUCAGGGCAGGGAGAAGGUGAUAGUGGACAGGUCAGACCUGGAGGAGUGGCCCAGCAUCUCGGCGGCGGACGGAGGGGCGCGCGGCGGAGAUGCGGGGCCGCCGGGGGGGCCCGAGGGCGGCGGGAUGCCGAACUGCAGUGCCUCGUGGGGCGAGCGGCACCUCCAGCAGCAGAAGCAGGCCAUGGGAGCUGGGGCUGGCGGAGGGAAAGGCGGCGGCGAGUCUGGCAGCCCUUCUCCACCCUCCAACGCCUCCAACUCACCCAAUGAAUGUAUGCAGUCCGGCGGCGCCGCCUGGGGCUCUUCCUCCCAGGGGGCCGAGGGAGGGAAUGCAGUAGCGGCCGGCUCGUCGGCGUUGUCGUCGAUGCCCCCCUUAUCCAAAGCCUCCUCUCUCCCGGGGACCGCGGACGGCUCCCUCGGUGGCGUCGGCGGCGUCGUCGGCGGGAUUCCUGGUGCCAACUUCAACCCCAAUGCCAACCCUUCGGCCUGGCCAGCCCUGGUGCAGGACGGGACCGCCGGGUCAGCUGCAAGCGAGGGUGGGCCCUCCUCCCUCCUCCUCCUCCAAAGCUCGACGGCGCCGUCGGCCUCGUCGUUAUCGUCUGCCAACAACGCCCCCUCCGCGGGCCACGCGCCUCUUUCUGUGAAUCUUGCCUCUCAUCAGCAGCCACCGCACCCUCUUCACCAAAUGCAAUCCAGAGACAGAGAGCCAUCCUGCGGGGAGUGGGGUGGCGCCGCGCCACUGGAGCCAGGAGCAGGACCAAAAAACGCGGAGGAGGGCGACAUGGACUGCGGAGGCGGAGUGGGGCCGGGGAGCGACCCCUCGGGGGCGUCGUCAUCUGCAUCGUCCUCCUCCACCACCUCAUCCUCGUGGAGGGCGCAGCCUUUCCCCGCAAACAACUCCAAAACGGGUGCCUCAAGGACUGACCCAUGGGAAGGGGGAGCGGGCCCCGGGGGGAACCCAGUCUCUGGCGAGGUGGGGGGCAACUCCUGGGGCUACAGCGGCGGUAGCGGGGCGGACAGCCGAGGCGGGGCGUCCGGCGGCUGGGGAGCAGGGAGCGGGGGCAGUUGUCAGACCCCCGGCGGGGUAUCUCAGGGAGCAUGGGGCGGGGUGGGCGAGUGGGGGGGCAACGGGAGCACGGGAGGAGGAGGAGGAGCAGGAGGAGGAGCAGGAGGCGGCGGCAUGGGAGGUGCUGGCGUCGUGGGCAACCCCCGCGGCUCGAGCAGCAACAGCAGCAGCAGCAGCAGCCGGGGCAGCGCGGGCCACCCGGCCACCUCGUCCUCCUCCGCCGCCUCCGCCACGACACGAGCAUGGGACAAUCAGAAAGGAGGCGGCAGCAGCGGAGGCGGCGGCAGCGGAGGCAGCGGCGACGCCGCCGAACAGGGCGAGUGGGGAGGCACGGGCAGAGGCGGCAAUACCUCUUCGUCCAGCGGCGGGGGCAACUCCAGGAGUGGCGGCGGCGGCGGCGGCAGUGGCGGUGGCCCACACAAUCAGCACCAUCACCACGGCCACCGCCACACCUAUCAGCCCCCCACCGUCGAAGUGGCCUUAGAGACCAUGCUCAGCCGGUCUGACCUGGACCCGCGCGUCCUCUCCAACUCCGGCUGGGGCCAGACGCAAAUCCGGCAGAAUGUGGCGUGGGACCUGGAGAGCGUCAACAGCAGCAGCAGCACUGUUAGCGGCGGCGCCAGAGGAGCGCGGUCUUCCUCUUCCUCGAUGUCGUCCGCAGCGGCCUCGGCCGGCCCGUACUCCGGCCCCACUGGCUCAUCGACUACUGAUCCGAUGGCGUCGUCCUCCAUGAUGCCUCCCAACGCCGCCCUGAACCCGGGCCCCAACCAGGGCUCGUCUGCCGCGUCGUCCAGGGACGGCUGGGACAGCGGCAGCAGCAGCAGCAGCAGCAGUGCCUCACAGUCAGCACGCGGUCCUCCGCCAAAUAGCAGUAUCCAAAACCCUGGCGUCUCACAAUCCGGUGGCAUGGGAGGACAGGGGAAGGCCUUGGGAGGUGGCUGGGGCUCAGCGGCUCCAACGGAAAGCCAAGGGAAAGGCUGGGGUAACGAGGGGCAAGAUUGGAGGGAGCAGAGAGGAGGAGGCAACAGUGGUGGAGGCUGGGGAGGAGGUCAGGAAGAGAAAGGGACCGGAGGUUGGAAGGAGAUGGGCGGCAGGGACGGCAGCUGGGGACAGACGGGAGGGAACGGAGCAGGUGGGGACUGGGGUGCAGAGCGGGACGCCAAGUCGGGCACCAGCGGGUGGGGGGACGGGAAGGGAGACGGGGCGGGCGGGGAUGCCGACGGCAGCGCUUGGGGCAGCUGGGACGACGGGGCGCCCCGAAGAGCGUGGGGAGCGGGGGGUUCCGGCGGGACGGGCGGUGGAGGCGUAGCAGGCGGUGGAGAUAUGGGCGGCAAAGCUCACCAAGGCUGGGGUGGGAAAAUGCAGCCCUCGCAGAUGCCAAACAGCCAGACGGCCCCUCACAAGGGCCCAGGGCCGCAGCAGCAGCAGCAGCAACAAUCACAGCCCCAGCAACAGCAGCAGCAGCAGCAGCAGCAACAACAACAGCAGCAGCAGCAGCAGCAGCAGCAGCAGCAGGCACAGGCGCUGGACCAAGGGGCCAUGCAAGGGGGCUGGGGCCAUCCAGGCCCCCAGGCCCACAGCCAAAGUUUGGGUUGGACCUCCGGGCCCAUCCCUCAGGUGCCCGGCGGGGCCAAAGAAGUUUCUGAGCCUAGCGGCUGGGAGGAGCCCUCGCCCCAGUCCAUCAGCAGGAAGCUGGAGAUCGACGACGGCACGUCCGCCUGGGGCGAUCCCAAAAACUACAACUACAAGAGUGUCAAUCUGUGGGACAAGAACGGAGCCCCCGCUGGUCAGCCGAUGCAAGGCCCGUCUCCACAGCAACAGCAGCAGCAGCAGCAGCAGCAACAGCAACAACAACAGCAGCAGCAGCAGCCGCCACCACCACAGCAGCAGCAGCAGCAGCAGCAGCAGAUGCCAGGGCCAGCGGCAAUGCAACAGCCACCCGUGAGGCCAUCUGGGAACAGAGACAUGAGCCUCCCACACACAUCCAACAAGCCUCCUCAAAUGGCUCCCUCUGGUUGGGGGAACGCCGCCUCGCCCAGCCCCUGCGUGGACAACGGCACGGCCGCCUGGGGAAAGCCCAUUGACGGUCCUAGCGUCGGGCCUGCCGGCUGGGGCGAGCCGGAUGACUCGGGCAAGACCUCAGGCUGGGGCAACCCUCCCACAAAUCCCAUCAAACCUGGUCCAAAGUCUAUGCAAGAAGGCUGGGGCGAGGGAGAGAGCUCGGUGAGCGCCUCACGCCACUCGAGCUGGGAAGACGAGGAGGAGAGCGGCGGCGGCGGCGUGUGGAACAGCACCGGCUCCCAGGGCAGCGGCUCCUCCUACAACUCCAGCGGCUGGGGCCAGGGCCACGCCGCCAAGAAGGUCAACAAGGGCCCCAUGAAGAGUGGAGGUGGAGACUCUUGGAUGAAUCCCAUGACCAGGCAGUUUUCCAACAUGGGCUUGCUGGGUGAGGACCCCAGCAGUCGGAGCCUAGACCUGGCCCCCGGUCCCCCCCAGGAGAAGAAGAUGGACGCCGAGAGGCGAGGGAUGAAUCUGAACGACUACAACGGGGACCUGCGUAAAGGAGGCCGACCUGGUGCUGGAGUAGUCUACCGUUCGCCCAGUUCCAAAGAUGUGGGGCCUGUUGAGACUGGACCCUACUGUGAUAAGAUUGGAGGUCAUAACAUGUUUGGUAGUGCAAGUGGGAUGGCCCAGUCCAGGCACCAGCCAGGUGUGCCACCCAUAAACCCGACCCCGGGGAUACGAGCGCAAGUGCCUCAUCAGUUCCUGUCACCUCAGGUGCCAGGUGCGUCCGUACUGAAGCAGAUGCCGCCUCCGAGCAGCGGAGUGGGAGUGGGCGGGGUGGGCACCGGCGUGUUCCCCCCUCAACUCUCCCCCCAGCACAUCGCCAUGCUGAGCAGCAUCUACCCCCCUCACAUCCAGUUCCAGCUGGCCUGUCAGCUGCUCCUGCAGCAGCAGCCUCAGCAGCAGCAGCAGCAACAGCAGCAGCAGCAGCAACAACAGCAGCAGCAGCAGCAGCUGCUGCAGAACCAGAGGAAGUUUCCCCAGAACGUGCGGCAGCAGGCUGACCCCCAGCAGAUUGCCCGGAUCAUGGCUGUGCUCCAACAGCAGCGGCAGCAGCAACAGCAGCAGCAGCAGGUGGGAGGCACGGGCAUGGGCUCCAAACUCUCCCCGUCUCACCUGGGAGGCGGGGGCCCCAAGAUGCCCAUGUCCGACUCAAUGCCCCACCCCGGACUGGGGAGCUCCGUGGCUGACAUGCACCCAAAAGCACAGGGGCCCUACUCCGGCUUUAGCUCUGGGAUGAACUUGUCGGGUCUGGAGCUGGGCUCCAUGGUGGGGGGUGGGGGAGGACUGAAGGACCCGGCCGCCCAGCAGUCCCGCUUCAAGUGGAUGAUGGAAGGCCACUCUCCAGCCCCCUCCCCUCCUGACAGCGCUUUAAAGAACGGGCCCAUCUCUGCUCCCAUGAAGGCGAGAGGAGGCUCCCCCUAUUCCCCCUACGAGCUCCUGGGCAACGACGGCUUGGGGGUGCCCCCACAAGGUGCCUCGGAUAACUGGCAUCGAACCCCUGGAAAGACUGGCACCAAGACUGGCACAUCCAGCUGGCCUCCAGAGUUCCAGCCCGGCGUGCCGUGGAAGGGCAUCCCGAGCGUCGACCCCGAAAAUGACCCCUACAUGACCCCCGGGGGCAUGCUGAGUUCAGCCGCAGCACACAGCCUGAACGACACUGAGCACCAACUACUGAGAGACAACACGGAAUCAACCCCCUCCCUCAACACCUUGUUGCCUUCACCUGGUGCCUGGCCUUACAGUGCCUCAGAGAGCCCCCUCAACAACGCACACAACCCAGCUAAAUACCCAGAGUACAAGCCCAGCUGGCCCCCGGAGCCCAUAGGACACAAGUGGAAGGCCAACCGCCACAGCCCUCAGCUGCCACGCCCGCCCCCAGGACUGGGCUCCCAUCAGAAGCAGCCCUCCAUGUCCCCCUGGGCGGGAGGAGGAGGAGGAGGAGGAGGAGGAGGAGGAGGAGGUGGGGGAGGAGGCCCACGAUUGAACAGAGGCGGCUGGGGUGGCUCUGGCAACAGCCAAGACACCAGAUAUGGGCCUGCAGGUUCUAUGGCGUGGAGUGAUGGGGCCUCCAGAGGAAGCUGCUGGCUGCUGCUAAGUAACCUCACCCCUCAGAUCGACGGUUCCACCCUACGCACCAUCUGCAUGCAGCACGGGCCCCUGUUGACCUUCCACCUCGGCCUGACCCAGGGCAGCGCUCUGAUCCGCUACAGCUCCCGGCAGGAGGCAGCCAAGGCCCAGAGUGCACUGCACAUGUGUGUCCUGGGCAACACCACCAUCCUGGCAGAGUUUGUGAGUGAGGAGGACGUGGCUCGCUACUUCGCACAUUCCCAGGCCAGCGCCGGCGGGAGCGGAAACGUGGCCGCCGGCUCCUCGGGGGCCCCCGGCUCGGCCGGCUCCGGCAGCACGUCGGCCGGGAUCCCCGGCGCGGAGCGCGACCGAGCCGGAGGCGGCGUCGGCAGCAACGGGGGCUCUGUGGCGGUGGGGCACGGGGGCAACGGCGGCGUAGGGACCGGAGCCGGAGGCGCGGGGGUGGCGCCCGGCUCCGGCUGGCAGAGUUUGGACGGUACGGGUGGCUCGCCAGACGCUGCCUCCUCCUCUUCCUCCUCCAGCCAGGGAGCGGGCCUGAGCAUCUUCGCCCAGUGGAGCAACAACAGCGGCGGAGGAGGCGGCGGGGGCGUGGAGGCCAGCCGGGCCCAGGGCCUGUGGGGAGGGAUGCCUUCAGGGUACCCGGUGGGGAGCAGCCUGUGGGGGUCCCCCGCCAUGGACGACCGGCACCAGAUGAGCAGCCCAGCCGCUCUGCUGCCUGGAGACCUGCUCGGAGGAGGGGCCGACUCGAUCUGACUGAAACAUCCCACUUACUAACACACACACACACACACAUACACAUACAUACAUACAUACAUACAUACAGUACAUGCACAUAUACAUUGUUGAACACGGCAUUUUACAUACAGUACAUGCAUACAUGCACAGAUACAUUAUUGCACAGCAUUUACAAUCACCAUAUUUACACACACACACACACAUGCUCACACAAACAACUUAGAUGCAUACAUACAUAAACAGUUCUUUAUACAUUCAUGCACACACAUUUCAAUUCAGUGAAAAACCAUGAUACCUAAACCCAUAAGUGCAUCAGUACCAAACAACAUCACAACCACACAUACAUACAUACAUACAUACAUGCAGCCAUACAUACAUAUAUACAUGCAUACAUACUUUUCAUUCAUAGUUACAUUCAAUAACAUUUCUCUCACUUACAGGCACACAGUCUGCCAGCAUACACUUGCACAUCCGUACACACAGGCCUAGACAUUGACAUAUGCACUGUGGCAAGCACUCACCAGUGCAGCUAAAUAUCCCUCACUCUGACACACUCUCUCUCUCUUGAAGCACUCAAGGACAAACACUUUCCAUUCAGAAAGCAAAAACAGUCCAGGUUACAGCUUGCUUUAAAAACAGAGAAAUGUAAUCCUUUAUCAAGAACACAUGCAUCCUCAGAACAGAGUAGCUCAUCCUUAAGCCCCAUUACAAAAGACAGGAGUGGGGAGGGAGCUCUUAAAACACUGGCCAUAGAGGUGUACACUGUCAAACUUUUGUCUGGAGCAGGUGGGGAUUCUAAAUAUUGCUGACAUACAUACACACAUAUGUGCAUUUAAAUACACACACACACACAUAUACACAUACGUACAUUCACACUUACAUUCACACUUACACCUUUUACCCUUAAAUGAAGACUUCAGCGGCAAGACUUGAACCGACAAAAAAAAAAAAAAAGUGAAAUCAGUUGGACUCUCAGACUCAACUGGAUGAAUCCUUAAUCUUGAGUUUCUGUAGACACACACCCUGCAUACUGAGACAGUCACUCAGGCAUGCACUGUAAAGAAAAAAAAAACACACA
This is a messenger RNA of Sardina pilchardus (European sardine), 7954 nucleotides long. It is a transcript of the gene tnrc6ba, whose product is annotated as trinucleotide repeat containing adaptor 6Ba. Gene Ontology annotation, biological process: positive regulation of nuclear-transcribed mRNA poly(A) tail shortening; miRNA-mediated post-transcriptional gene silencing. Gene Ontology annotation, molecular function: nucleic acid binding. The record is from RefSeq and is a predicted model, not a curated record. The coding region runs from base 346 to 6894 and encodes 2182 amino acids. The transcript is spliced from 23 exons. Gene Ontology annotation, cellular component: P-body; nucleoplasm. NCBI's taxonomy places the organism in Eukaryota, Metazoa, Chordata, Actinopteri, Clupeiformes, Clupeidae.